Molecule: messenger RNA, 1635 nt
Organism: Pistacia vera
Lineage: Eukaryota; Viridiplantae; Streptophyta; Magnoliopsida; Sapindales; Anacardiaceae
Product: increased DNA methylation 3
Exons: 3
Coding region: 159-1352 (397 amino acids)
Cellular component (GO): nucleus
Source: RefSeq, a predicted model, not a curated record
AUUUCGACACGGUUGACGGUCCCGGUUUCCGAUUUCCUUAUCUAGGAUGGGGGCCAGGAGAAGUGCAAGCUUUUCGUUCUGAUCAGACAGUUAACGAUAAUUUUAUGCAGGUAACUUUCAGAGAGUUGUGCCAUUGUGAAGGAAGUUAAGUUGGAAGCAUGGCCUUCCAAGGGAAUAAUCGUCCUCAUAUGUUAUCUGUCAAAGAAUCAUUUAGUGAUCAAUAUUUCUUGCUUAACUUCAUAAUGGGCUCUUAUUUGGGUCCAGAUGUCUACUCUGAUAACCCAAGACGUUCGGCAUUUCAAAGAUUAGCUGAAGGUUUGCCACCAUACACUUCAAAGAAUUUGGGCGUCUCAUUUGUCAGCAUUUCUCAGUUGGAAAGCUUGUAUUACUAUGUUCUUAGGAAUGCUCAUCGUAGUCUGGUCUUGAAACCUGAUGUGUUGCAUAUGUAUCUAAAAGGCAACAUGCCUUUGCCAAGCUCUGAGCUUCCAGAGGACUGUUGGCAGUUCACUAGUUUAUUUCCCACAAAUAUUCAUGCACACAAAAGGUACUCUGAGAACUAUGAGAUUGUUAAGGGGAUUGCUCUCAUUGAUCAUCCUGUUACGUCCUACAUGAAAAAGGAGAACCUGGAGAGGUUCAAACACUUAUCUAGCAUGAAUGACUUGAAAAUUGAUAAAAUCAAAUCCUUAUCUUAUGAGCAUGGAUACCAAAAGAGCCAAGAAAAGGGAGGGGCAAACUGUGUGAAAGAUAGUGGGAAGAUGGCUGCUGGUAGUAUUUCCAAUGGAAACAAUAAUUCAGCAGAAAAGUUUCAAGAAACAUGUAAGGGGAGGCACCGUUGUAAUACUCUUCAUAUUCCGGCAUUCCCCCAUGUUGUUUCUGCAUCAAAACAACUUAGAGAAGGAGCCAACCACAGAACUUGCAAAGGUGAUGGACCUGUCAUGAUGCCACUAUUAAGUGUGCCAGAUGUGGAAGAAUGUACAUCAGAUGCAUCUAUUACACUGACCGGGACUGCAACAAUGGGGAUAGCUGGACCACCAGUUGGUGUUGUGGACAUAGGCGUUAGUCAAAGGGCUUAUUUUUUCCAAGUUGCUCUACCUGGAGUCCAGAGGGAUUAUUCAGGUGAGUUCAGUUGUGAGAUUGAAUCCAACGGAAGGGUUCACAUUCAAGGAUCAACAUCAGGUGGAAAAGCUAUUAAGAAACGUUCUCGUGUUUUCCAUAUCAAACUCCAGCAGCUAUGCCCAUCCGGACAGUUCACACUUUCCUUCAGUCUUCCUGGACCGGUCGAUCCGCGGCUGUUCAAACCUAACUUUAGACCUGAUGGCAUUUUUGAAGGAGUUAUCAUCAAACACAGUUAAAACAUGGCGUCUUGCUACAUCGGCGCAGCUCAAGAAUCCAGUAAUCUGUAGAGUGCAUGAUCUGAUAGCACUUUUGAAGUAGUAAUCCUUGACUGCAUGAGCAGUUCAUACUUGUAUCUAGCAUUUUCCAUAUAGGAUUUGGCUUGGCUCCUUAAAAUUCACGUGCUAUGCAUAAUUUUGAGAACAGGAAGAGAAAUAGAAUUUGGUCAGUCAUAUAUCUGUAUAUUGCAGCAUACCCAGAUGAUAUCUGGCGCUUUCCCCUUCUCAAAGAUUAUACCAUAUA